This is a messenger RNA of Galeopterus variegatus (Sunda flying lemur), 2360 nucleotides long. It is a transcript of the gene ABHD5, whose product is annotated as abhydrolase domain containing 5. The record is from RefSeq and is a predicted model, not a curated record. Lineage: Eukaryota; Metazoa; Chordata; Mammalia; Dermoptera; Cynocephalidae. Bases 1 to 1020 code for a protein of 339 amino acids. The transcript is spliced from 7 exons. Gene Ontology annotation, cellular component: lipid droplet. Gene Ontology annotation, biological process: negative regulation of triglyceride storage; positive regulation of triglyceride catabolic process.
AUGGGGAUCAAGCCUCAGUCAGGAUGGCUAACUGGCUGGCUUCCUACAUGGUGCCCUACAUCUACAUCACACCUUAAAGAAGCUGAAGAGAAAAUUUUAAAAUGUGUCCCCUGCACAUACAAAAAAGAACCUGUUCGCAUAUCUAAUGGAAAUAAAAUAUGGACACUGAAGUUUUCUCAUAAUAUUGCAAAUAAGACUCCACUUGUCCUCCUCCAUGGUUUUGGAGGAGGUCUUGGACUCUGGGCACUGAAUUUUGGAGAUCUUUGCACCAAUAGGCCUGUCUAUGCUUUUGACUUACUGGGCUUUGGACGAAGUAGUAGACCCAAGUUUGACAGUGAUGCAGAAGAAGUGGAGAAUCAGUUUGUGGAAUCCAUUGAAGAGUGGAGAUGUGCCCUAGGUUUGGACAAAGUAAUCUUGCUUGGGCACAACUUGGGUGGGUUCUUGGCUGCUGCUUACUCACUGAAGUACCCAUCAAGGGUUAAUCAUCUCAUUUUAGUGGAGCCUUGGGGUUUUCCUGAGAGACCUGACCUUGCUGAUCAAGACAGACCAAUUCCAGUUUGGAUCAGAGUCUUGGGAGCAGCAUUGAGUCCCUUUAACCCUUUAGCUGGCCUUAGGCUUGCAGGACCUUUUGGUUUAAGUCUAGUGCAGCGUUUAAGGCCUGAUUUCAAAAGGAAGUAUUCUUCAAUGUUUGAAGAUGAUACUGUGACAGAAUACAUCUACCACUGUAAUGUACAGACUCCAAGUGGUGAGACAGCUUUCAAGAAUAUGACUAUUCCUUAUGGAUGGGCAAAAAGGCCAAUGCUCCAGCGAAUUGGUAAAAUGCACCUGGACAUUCCAGUUUCAGUGAUCUUCGGCGCCCGCUCCUGUAUAGAUGGCAAUUCUGGCACAAGCAUCCAGUCACUACGACCACAUUCAUAUGUGAAGACGAUAGCUAUUCUUGGGGCAGGGCAUUAUGUAUAUGCAGAUCAACCAGAAGAGUUCAAUCAGAAGGUGAAGGAGAUCUGUGACACUGUGGACUGAACACACUGAAGCCAUUGGGGAAAAACCUGGUGAUUGAUACAGUUAUGCAGCAAUAAUUCAUAGUCUACAAUGAAGAGUAAGGAAUCAAAUACAAGAACUAGGCAGUCUACUUGACUGUACUUUGCACAUAUUUUCUUUAUGAAGUUGCUUGCACAUUUAAACCAGUUAGUGCCUUCUAGAAGAACGGCUUUCCUUUCUCCUACACAAAAUUGAAAUACAUGAGAGUCUCCAAAUUUGAUAGCUUUAAAUAAAAGGUUAUCUGUCCCUCUGAUGUACUGAAAAAUUGUUAUUUUUCAACUGAAUUUUUUUUUUACUUUAAUCUAACUUUGCUAGUUGGGUACUUUUUAUAUUACAGUCUAUAUUGCCAAUUUAAGGAAGUGAUUUCUGGGUCUAUUAUGUUAUAUACUGUAAAGGUGCACUUUAUUUUCUUUAUUUUCUACAUGUAUUUACCAUUUCUAAUAACUGAUAUAGUUAAUACAAAUUCAGUGUAGUUUUAUGUAAAAGUUUGUCAGUUUAGAAUACUUCAUUUUUGAAAUGGAGUGACAAGGCAGGUUUUUAGUUAAAAGGAUGAGAAUUGAUCACUAGCCAUUAAUUUUUCUGGUUUUCUGUUUUAUAUUUAAAGCUGCAAAUCCAUGUUCAACAUUUUAAAUGCGAUUGAUCCUGACAUAAUCUACAACAACAUGACUCCUUGGAACCUUCUGUAUAUAAUUCUACACUUCCAAGGAAAUAUGAUAUUAAUACUUAAGUGAUUCAAGUACUGAAAGGCCUUAACUAAAAAUCUAUCCUUAUUUUCUGCCCAUUAAUGCUGUUCUUUUUCAUGAAUCCAAAUGCAGCAAACAAUAGAUUUCCUUACUUAAGGGGAUAUUAAGACUGUUACCUUCCAGUAAGCCAAGUCAUAUCAUAUUUUCAUUAACAUCUAACUCUUAAAGAUGGGUGCUUAAACUGGAUUACAUUUCUACCACUAAAAUAUAAAAAUGGGUGGUGCUAUUAUGUCUCAUGGCACCAGAAAUGAGCUAGAACUUGGGUUUGUUUUUUAUUAAGAGUAUCGUGUUGAUCAAAUCGUUACAUACUUGAAGAUAUAUUACAAAAAUUCUAUAAGAUUGAUUGAACUGUUUGAUAAUAACUAACAUCAAGUAUAGCACUUUCUUGUGUUUUUAAAAUGAGGAAAACUUUGAAGCUGUAAAAAAGCUCCAUGUGGUAACUGGCUGCUGAGAAAGCCCUCCACAAAAGAUAAUUGAAUAUGAUUGUCACCAAGGCACCUUUGCCUUAUGUUUUGAUAACAUUGCUUAUCUAGGAGAAAAGUGGUUAUGUAAAUAAAAGCAGUGAACUAGUGCAAAUAA